Messenger RNA from Solenopsis invicta (red fire ant), 743 nucleotides. RefSeq lists its product as uncharacterized. The transcript is spliced from 4 exons. Bases 239 to 586 code for a protein of 115 amino acids. NCBI's taxonomy places the organism in Eukaryota, Metazoa, Arthropoda, Insecta, Hymenoptera, Formicidae. The record is from RefSeq and is a predicted model, not a curated record.
GGUGGAGGGGAUAACCACGGCACUCGCAGCAGCAGUGGUCGGAGCGCGCCAACCGCAGCAUGCUGUUGACAUCGCGUCAGUCCUGACUUUGUUCAGUUGUUCUCCGUCUUGUUUUCAGUUUGGAACGCGUAUGUGCUCGGUGAGAUGUUGCCUUGUGAGCAAUGGUAAUAAUCGAAGAGCGUGCGAGAGGAUGUACUUGCGCUGAGUUACUGCAGUAAUAAUAUAAAUUGACAUAAGUAUGUACAUCGCAGGAGACCAGUUGAGAGAUGAUACACGAACCAUAGAUACAAAAAGUUUGCUUGAUUCUGUAAUUGCAAAAUAUAAUAGUAUUACAAUCAAAUCACCUUCUGUCUUUUAUAAUAGAUUUAACCAAAAUUGGCGCAUAGAACCUGAAAUGAGACCUUAUUGGGCCGCAUCCUUCUUGCUACCAGUUGGAUCUAUUUUUAUUCUUGCAGUGGUUGUUUUGCUAAUGGUACUGUUCAAACGAUGUCCUCAUACAGUAGCCGCGAUUGUUACGGCAAUGCUCACUAUUAUUAUCAUAUUAACGACUAUAGUGUCGCUUAAUCAUGAUCCAGUUUAUACUUAAUACAUUUAUACCAAAUAAUUUUAUAUAUUGACUAUUAUAUCUUACAUCCUUCUUCCAUAUACAUAUACAUUGAAUUAAGAAUUCACAACUGAUAUAUACAAGAAUUUUUAUGGCAAUAUUACAUAUAUUGAAUAAAUAGAUAUGUUACUUACUACUA